AUGCCAAGAGCUAGACGUGGUGCAUUGAUACAGUGUGAUCCUUCCAUAAAAGCCUUGAUUAUACAAAUAGAUGCUCAACGAAGUGAUAUCAUACUUGAGGAGCUAGAUGAUACGCAUUUACUGGUAGAUCCAUCUAAAGUUGAAUUUAUCAAACAGGAACUGAACAGGCUGCUAUCCAAGAACAUAUAUAAUCCGGUAGAUGAAGAAGAGAAUGAAUGA
Messenger RNA from Torulaspora delbrueckii, 219 nucleotides. RefSeq names its product TFIIH complex subunit TFB5 (gene TFB5). Gene Ontology annotation, cellular component: transcription factor TFIIH holo complex; transcription factor TFIIH core complex. The record is from RefSeq and is a predicted model, not a curated record. The transcript has a single exon. Lineage: Eukaryota; Fungi; Ascomycota; Saccharomycetes; Saccharomycetales; Saccharomycetaceae. Bases 1 to 219 code for a protein of 72 amino acids. Gene Ontology annotation, biological process: transcription initiation at RNA polymerase II promoter; transcription by RNA polymerase II; nucleotide-excision repair.